Meloidogyne enterolobii is the source of this 1996-nucleotide messenger RNA. The record is from the annotation of a GenBank genome assembly. Lineage: Eukaryota; Metazoa; Nematoda; Chromadorea; Rhabditida; Meloidogynidae.
UUUUAUUUUUUAUGUUUUUGUAAAAACAACAAAAUUAUUUUUAUAUUAUUUUUUCUAUUUAAUUCGCGUGUAAGUACAAAGAUAAUUCCCUACACAAAUAAUAAUUCCUGCACUAAUCUUUUACAUAUAAUUUUUUUUGCUUUUUUUAAUUCUGUUGUUGAUGGAAGGUAUUUAUUAAAAGGUGAGUUGUUUUUUAAAAAUAAUUAUAAUAGGUAUUUUUUGGGUAUUUUCUAUUUUUUAAUCGGAUUUUAAAUUAAAGAGAAAAAAAUUUACAGCUUGGCUAAACACAGGGAAAACAUAUGUGUUUACAGAGCUCAACAAUUUUAGUGCUUUUCUCGUAAAUGCUGACAGAAACUCGCCGAAUAUUUAAAUCUUUCAAAUGAUGUCCUCAAAAAGAAGACGGGUUAUUCGAACUAUUUUUCCUUUUAUUAUUUUACUUGUUUCUACACUAAUUAUUUUUAACACUUUAUUAUUCAAAAACAAUGAAGAUAUUGGUGGAGAACAAAAUUUAAAAUUGUUUGAGAUUGAGAAAGAUUUUAAAUGGAAAAAAGGAGAAUUUGCUAAAAAUGAUGGGGAAAAACAGCAGGCUUGUAAAAUUCCAAAACUUGAAGUUAACGGUUCUGAAGUGAUUAAAUUUUAUAAAAAAUAUCCUCCAUUGGAUUGUACCAAGAGGAAGCCUAAACCUUGGGUUCAUAUUGAUGAGGAAAGGAGAAUACAACCGACAGAAUAUGCAAAAAGUAAAAUUGGUCUUCACAAUAUAAACUGUAAUUGGGCAUUUUAUAGUCGAAAAACAGAUUCAGAACUUUUUUGGACAGAAGAAGAAAAUAUUAGUUUUGGUGUUAAAAUUGAAAAGGGGGAUUAUGUUAAAAUAAGUUGUAUGGCUGGAAGUAGACAAUGGAGUAAUCCAUUUAUGGUUGUUGUUCCAAAAAAUAAAGAAAAGACGAAGAAGCACCCCAAUGCAGCAAAUAAUCAUCUUCAAAAUUCUUCUACAGACCCAAUAAAUGUUUAUAUACUUUCAUUUGAUUCACUUUCACAAAUGUCUUUUAGACGUAAUUUGCCUAAAACUGUCAAAUUUUUGGAAGAAAAUGAUUUUGCUGUUUUUAAUGGUUAUAAUAUUGUUGGAGAUGGAACACCUCAAGCAUUUAUUCCAAUUUUGACUGGUUUUACAGAGGAGGAAUUGCCACUCACUCGUAAGCGUUAUUCAUCUGCUCAUUAUGUCGAUGAAGUUUAUCCUUUUGUUUGGAACAAUUUUUCAGAUGCUGGGUAUGCUACAAUGUAUGGGGAGGAUGGACAUUCUUUUGGCACCUUCACUUAUCGUUUAAAAGGUUUUCGAAAUUCCCCAACACAUCAUUAUCCAAUCACUUUUUUUCAUUAUGCCGAAACUGUGGAUAAUUCUAGAGUUUGUAUUGGGGCAGAAAAACAACACGAGGUCUGGUUUCGUUAUAUCGAAUCAUUUUGGAAUGAAUAUUCAAAAUUACAAAUUCCCCGUUUUUUAUUAAUGCAUCACUCUUAUUUGUCUCACGACGAUAUAAAUAAAGUCCAACAGGCUGAUGAUGAUUUGUUUGUUCAUUUGCAAAAAAUGAAAAAAAUGGGUGCUUUUGAUAAUUCUUUGUUUAUUGUGAUGGCAGAUCAUGGAAAUAGAUUUGCAAAAUUGAGAGAAACACAUCAAGGUCAGUUAGAAGAAAGACUUCCAUUUUUCUCUGUACAUUUUCCUCAAAAAUAUAAACAAGUUUGGUCAAAUAUAAAAAUAAAUUCUGUGGAUAGACUUGUAACACCUUUUGAUUUUCAUGCAACAUUAAUGGAUAUUUUUAGUUGGCCAAAACUUGGAAAUGAUUAUUUUUCAAAUAAAUUGGUGACUUCAACUUCUAAAGAUUUACAAUUUCCUAUGAACCGGGCAAUUUCUUUUUUGCGUGAAAUUCCAUUGGAAAGGACUUGUGAACAAGUAAAGUUUUUGUUUUUAAAUAAAAAUCAGGCCCGUAGCCAGGGGGGGGGGUAG